ACAAGAACAUCAUCCAUCUUACAAAAAAAGGAAAACACUCCAAAUGUUACUUCUCCAAAGAUUAAAGACUGUCCAAGAAAAGAAGAACCUUAUAGACAGAAAUACUCAGCAACUAUACCAACGUUUUCAACCGACGCAGUAUAA
Messenger RNA from Funneliformis mosseae, 144 nucleotides. The record is from the annotation of a GenBank genome assembly. Lineage: Eukaryota; Fungi; Glomeromycota; Glomeromycetes; Glomerales; Glomeraceae.